Messenger RNA from Cucurbitaria berberidis CBS 394.84, 4125 nucleotides. RefSeq lists its product as uncharacterized. Bases 1 to 4125 code for a protein of 1374 amino acids. The record is from RefSeq and is a predicted model, not a curated record. Gene Ontology annotation, molecular function: structural constituent of nuclear pore; protein binding. Gene Ontology annotation, cellular component: nuclear pore outer ring. Gene Ontology annotation, biological process: poly(A)+ mRNA export from nucleus; transcription-dependent tethering of RNA polymerase II gene DNA at nuclear periphery; protein import into nucleus. The transcript is spliced from 4 exons. NCBI's taxonomy places the organism in Eukaryota, Fungi, Ascomycota, Dothideomycetes, Pleosporales, Cucurbitariaceae.
AUGUUCUCGCCAGAGGCAUCAAGCCAGAGCGCACGUAGCUCGCUGCGCAAUCCCCGGCGACGGCCGCGCAAAGACUCGGACGGCCUCCAGCAGCAUCCCCGACGCAACAAGCGCAGCAAACUCAAUGACGAAAGCUUUCAGGCUCCAGCCGACGCGCACGUCAACGGCAAUGGCAGCGCAUCAAUGAAUGGUUAUGCUGUUCAGAGCAGUGUCGAGAACUCAGUUGUGCUUGUCGACAUGCCCGUCCGCGAGAAGAAGGCACAACCGAAGCGCGCUCCCAAAGAAGAUCAAGGCCUAUAUCUGACCAAGAACGCGAACUACAGUGUCAAGAAGCUUCCAGGGUUUCCGACAGCGCUCCUCCGCCCGUCUACUUCAUUCCAUGCGACCGCCCUUUCAUCCGCCGGCCUCGCGCUUGCCCUGACCUUUGACCGCGCUCUCGUGUGGGAUUACAGCGCCGCGAACGGUCCUACCAAAGUCGUCUCCUUACCCCUACGAGCGUCCGAUCUUCUACCUCUAGGCGCUAUCGUUCGCAAUGGACCCACCAACGACUUUGGUGUCGUCGCAGUCGCGCCCUCCACGGGCAAGAUUACUUUCUGGGAGAACAUCGACAACGCCGACACCCAAAACUUGUACCCACAACGCCAACAGGGAGUGGAUGGGGUUGUGAAGUUAUACUCUGGAGAAACCAUAACCGAUCUUGUGGACGCUGAGCAUGCGGGCUAUGUUCUAGUCUUGAGCAGCGGUAGACUUGCCCAGCUGACCCUUCGGGACUCACAGGGUCGGCCAAGCAUCACUACGACAAUUUUGAGCGCUCCCAAUGGCUCCGGCGGUAGCUUCUUUAGCCUCAAAGGGCUUCUUGGAGGCGCGAUUCGAAAGACCGUCGCCUCGGUCAAGGCUCGCCCUUCCGCGUCCAAGGGUCAUAUGGAAGUCAUCUCAGCAACGCGAACCGGGUUAUUCCAGAUUUGGGACUUGAACUGGUCUGGGCAACAUCGUCACGAGCGCGACGUCAACGUGCAUGCCGAGAUACUUUCAGCAGUACAGGCAAACAUUGCUCCCGAGGUCCGCAGCCAACAAGAUCUUCAGGUGUUGGACUUUGCGAUAAUGGAGCAGCAGCCCACACAAGAAGCUGUCAAUCUUCUCGUCCUAGUGGCGUUAUCUGGAAGAGGAUCGCUCGAUUACUCUCUCCUGGAGGUGGAUUUAUUUCAGACAGGCGGCGCAAUCAGCAGGGCGAUACCGAUCCGUAAUUUCCACCAGCUUCAACUACCGAAAGAGCCCACGGGCACUCUCCUACUUCCGCAACCUGGGCACACAGCAUACGUCCAGUUUCCGGGAGCCAUAUUCGUCGCAUCUCUUGCGCAGCCGGAAGAAAGCCCCGAGGUUCAGUUGCUCGCAGAUUCUGGACGAUCCACAUUACCCUUCCAGGAUACUAUCUACUUCCGCGACGAUCUCAAUGUCACUCUCUCUGGCCAUGCCCUGGAGCUACCAAAUCGAAAAGAUGGACGAGCUACCGCUCUCAUUUUCGUUCAAGAGUUUGGACUGUUGCAAGUCAUUGCACGAACGCCUGUGACGACCGACGAAGACAAGGAGCGACUACAGGUUACCGCUCGCAGUAAGCUUGAACAGGCUACAUUCUUCAGCACCAUUCCCGGAAACAUUCUGGAUUUUUCUGUCCGAUCACGCUUUUCAUUCCCGGAAGAUGAAACCGCACAAGCUGCACUAGACAUCAGCUCUGGCAUUCUCAGCUCGUCAUACAACAAUCUAGAGAAGGUUACCUCAUCCAUGGAUGAUCAAUUCCGGAAGCGCGCCUUUGCACUCCACACCUUGAUCUCCCAAAUUCGAUCCGAAUAUCCAGCCCUAUCCUACCAAACAAAGUGGCGGCUAUUAUCGCACGCAGAAAAGCUUGCGGCUGCGCACAAACUAUGGAACUGGUACCAGGACAAGCUACAAGAUCAACAAGCCCAUCCUGAUGCGUAUCCGGAAAAGAUACUGAUGAGUGAUAUCAUCCGGGCUUUGAAUGAGCGGUACAAGACUGCCAUACAACCUGAGCUUGGUGAGACAGACACCAUUCGGCAGUUCUUCCUCAAGGAUGUUGAUUCGCUCAACAUGCUUAUCCCCUGGGGCUGGUUCUACUUGCGAACUUUUUAUAUGAAGGAAGGAGCCAAAGAACAGCCGUCAAUAAUGCAGAGGCUAAGUGAAGGGACCGAUGUCAUGCUUGUCACUUUAGAGUCGGCAUUCGAGUUCCGCGAAGCCAAUAUCGAGUCAUAUGGGCUUGACUCAGAGUCGCUCGAUGACAGCAUUCUCAAGCCUGCACAUGGUUACGAUAUGCUGCCGCACUUCUGGACGUCCUCUCAUAACAUUGUUAGCUCAAUUCGUAGUCUUGUUGAUGUGGGACGAAACCUUGCAGUAGAGAACUACGAGGAGGGAUAUCAGGAAGUCUUGGCCCAGAAGAUUGGCAAGGACAACUCCCGCCUGGUCAAGAUAGGCUGCCAGACUCACAUUGAACGAUUUCAAUGGGCUCUCGCUCAGAGUGACGAGAAGACAAGAGAUAUGGGUCGCAGCUUGAAGGACGAGUGGAACACUAACGUUCGACCAGCGCACAUUCUCGGACUCAUGGAGAUUGGGCUAGCCACCGAUGGCAUGAAACUUGCGGAGCAGUAUCGAGAUAUGCCAACGCUCGUCAACUUGAUCUGGGAAGAGUCGAAUUGGCUCGAGUCUGAAAAGGCAAGCACCCGUAGUAAGAUGGAGCAGGCCGAGAGCACUGUCAAGCUUAAUCGGAUCAAGGAGCGCAUCAGCCGGUACUUUGAAAUCUAUGGAGACGAAUGGGCUGGAGCUUUCUACUCGAAAUACAUCAAGGAAAACCAGGCAGCACAGCUCUUCGUGAAGGAGUAUCUCAACCAGCCAGCGCUAACGAAAUUUCUCCGGGCAGACCCAUCUCGCGCCAGGUUGAGGUGGAUCAACGAAAUCUGUGGCGAAAAGAACUACGAAGGCGCCGCAGCGUCCUUGUACGAGGCCGGCUCCAAACAAGAGACCAAUGCCUGGUGCCAACGUGUCGAGCUUUCCAUGGCCAAACUUGCAAUGCUCUGCAAAAAGGAAGCGAAAGGUGGCGAGGAUGCGCAGCCGACGACUGAAGGGCGCAAAGAGAAGACGAGAGCAGAGAAGGUCCGUGAACAGCAAUUUCAGAGCAUCGAGCACCAACUGGAGUACACGAAAAUCCAAGAAGAAAUCUACGACCGCCUAGUUCCUAUCAUCACAGGGGCUCUCGACGAUGAAUCUGCAGUUGAGCUACUCAUGACGGAGUUUGGGCAAGGCCGUCUCAAAGAUCGGCCUGCGCAUCAAUCCAUCCUCAAGGAGGGGUUUGAAAACCUGAUCCAUCACCGAGUGGUUGACCCAGCGCUAAUGGUUGACAUUCUUACUCUGAUGAAUACGGAUGAGAACGAGGAGAUUACGACGCUGUUACAGACCAACGAGUUCAACUUUGCUCUGAGGGUUCUCAUCAUCAACUGGCAUAACAUCCACCGCACUACACGCGAUGGUCUGCUUAAGCUUGUCUGGAAGCGACUAUGCAUCAAGGAUAACUGGGCGAUGAUUAACAACACCAAAGACAUCUCGGAUGCCAAGCUAAACGACUUUCUACUCUCUACGGCUGUGGGAUGGACGUUCCGGGGUCUCUGCAAGAUGAUUGCUGAAGACCCAUUCUCCAAGGUUGCGUGGCCUAAGAAACUGGCCGAUCUCGUAGGCGCUGGUGGUACACACGGAGAGCUCUGUGUUCGGUUCGGGUCUGAAGACCUUCGCGAGCCAAUCAUCAAGGACAACCUUCUCGACGACGAUAUUCUGCGCGAAGACCUCGAGAAGAACCGGCUUGAUGCGUGGUUCACGGCAGCCUGCCGAGCAGGCAAGAAGUCGUACGAAGCGAGCACGAGGCAGGGGAAGCCGCAACACAGUGCUGGCGUGGCAAAUGCUGAUGGUUCGGCUCUUCCAACCAACGGCAGUAGUAAUGAGGGUGCAGCAGAUGAGGCAGAUGUGGAGAUUGCGGCCGAAGCUGCUGGUUCAGACACGUUCGAAGGUGAUGUGGAGAGUAUCGCGGACCAGGACCAGGAUGUAGACAUUGAGAUGCAGGACUCGUGA